Colletotrichum costaricense is the source of this 1089-nucleotide messenger RNA. RefSeq lists its product as uncharacterized. The transcript is spliced from 3 exons. The record is from RefSeq and is a predicted model, not a curated record. Lineage: Eukaryota; Fungi; Ascomycota; Sordariomycetes; Glomerellales; Glomerellaceae. The coding region runs from base 1 to 1089 and encodes 362 amino acids.
AUGUCUGACUCUACUUCGAACUCUUCUUUGGAUUCUGCUUCGGACUCGGUCUCGGAGUCUGCCUCUGACAGCGACGGUCCUCAGUUGCCAUUCCGCAGCAGCCGCAGCGCCGCGAGACGCAGACGUAGAGCCCGUCAGAUGCAAGAACGGCGUCUCUAUGAAGCCGAUCUUCCUGAUCAUGACGAUGAUGACUCUGAUGACGGCUAUGCAAGCGAGUCUUCGGUGCAGUGGGCUACGACCCUUUACGCCACUCCCGAGCAGCUGAGAAACCUGCCUCCUCUUCCUCUCAAUAACUCGAACUACGUGGCCGACAAUGCUUCGAUCUCUCAUCCCGUCAACCCUGUCCCGGACUCUCCUAUCCUUACAGAGUCUACAUCGGAAGAUUCUGAGACUGGCCUUAGCAACGCUGUCUUCGAUGAUUCUGACAUCGAUGAGGCUGCUUCCGACAUCUCUGAGGAUAGUCUCGCCGAUGUCGUCCCCGAUCCCCGUGUUCUCGAAGCGAUUGCCUCUGCGGGUUCUGAGCGAAACCCCAUCGUGAUCAAGAGCGCUCGCAUCAUCACCAGAAUGAGAGCCAGAAUUGCGGAGAACCCUGCCACCGCCAUUCAAGAGCGCCGAAAUGCCAUUGAGACCAUCGGCGAGAUCUUUCCGUUGCGCCUACUGACUUAUGGUGGUGGCUUUUUCACUCCGUUCCAGCCCCUUGGCGUGUGGCAUGAAGACAUCCUUCUUAGCGACAUAAACGCCUCAUUGGCACUGGAGCUGGCUUUCAGCCGUCUGGUCGAGUGGUCCGAUACCGUCAGGGCCCUCAGGGAUCUAACGCGACAACUCACUGAAGAGGUCAGUGACGAGGAGUACAUCACUGCCGAGGAGUUCCUCACUGACGAGGAAGACUACCCUCGCGAGCUGCGCAUCGAGAUCGUCGAGUUCGUAGCCAGGGAAGUGGGCUUCAUUGUUGCCUCGACUUACAUCAACCGCUACCACCUAUACCUCCUGGAGACCCUCUCCUAUCGCCCCCAUCUUAUCAUCGCGACGCUGUGUUGGGCAACUGCAUUGGCUUUGUUGUUCUACUUGUUCUUUGCUGUGAGAUUCUGA